Messenger RNA from Panthera uncia (snow leopard), 3680 nucleotides. It is a transcript of the gene STYXL1, whose product is annotated as serine/threonine/tyrosine interacting like 1. The record is from RefSeq and is a predicted model, not a curated record. Gene Ontology annotation, biological process: protein dephosphorylation; negative regulation of cytoplasmic stress granule assembly; positive regulation of intrinsic apoptotic signaling pathway. NCBI's taxonomy places the organism in Eukaryota, Metazoa, Chordata, Mammalia, Carnivora, Felidae. Gene Ontology annotation, cellular component: mitochondrion. Bases 220 to 1212 code for a protein of 330 amino acids. Gene Ontology annotation, molecular function: protein phosphatase binding; protein phosphatase inhibitor activity; protein tyrosine/serine/threonine phosphatase activity. The transcript has 9 exons.
CGCGGUGUCACGUCCAUCUCUGGGUUGUGGUGGAGAAGGACUGCGGGGGCUCGAUUUCUGCGCGCAGGAAGCGCCGUCAGGGCAGGGUCGUAGCGCGUGAAGCGUUCCGUGCGGCCGGUGGUGGAGCCGCGGUCGCGAGUGGGAGGGAGAGUUCUCACCAGAGCGGUGGAAGAGGUCGAGAUUUAGACUGGAAGAGCCUUAGAGGAGCCAUUUUACAGGAUGGCUGGUUUGGUUUUGUGCGAACCAACAGAGCUUUACAACAUCUUGAAUCAGGUCACAAAACUGUCGCGACUGACUGAACCCAACUAUCUCUGCCUAUUGGAUGUGCGUUCCAAAUGGGAGUAUGACGAGAGCCAUGUGAUUACAGCCCGUCGAGUGGAGAAGAAGGCGAGCAAGUAUCUUCUCCCGGAGUCUGUGGAUCUGGAGUGCGUGAGAUACUGUGUGGUGUAUGACCACAACACCAGCACCCUGGAGAUCGUCUUAAAAGAGGAGGAAGGUGACAACGGUGACGACGGGCCGGGACUGGUGCCUGGCGCUGCCGUCGAGUGUGGCAGAGCCCUGGCCAACCUCACCCGCCACCCCGUCUGCAUCCUGAGAGGAGGCUAUCAGGGCUUCUCGGCCAUAUACCACUUCUUCCGGACGCAGAAGAUCAUCUGGAUGCCACAGGAACUGGAUGCAUUUCAGCCCUACCCUGUUGAAAUAAUUCCAGGUAGAAUCUACCUGGGCAAUUUCAGGCAAGCCUGCGACCCGAAAAUUCAGAAAGAUUUGAAAAUCAAAGCACAUGUCAACGUCUCCAUGGAGGCAGGGCCAUUUUUUGUAGAUGACGCUGACAGCCUCCUGCACAUCAAGAUAGAAGAUUCCCCGGAAGCCGACCUUUCCCCCUUUUUAAGGCACCUCUGUCACUUUCUCGAACUUCACCUCCAGCUUGGCUCUGUCAUCCUGGUCUUUUCCACCCUGGGCAUCAGUCGCAGCUGUGCGGCCAUCUUGGCCUUCCUCAUGCACUGGAAUGGGCAGACCUUGAAGAAGUCCUGGGCAGACUGGACAAGCCAGGAAGGCUUCCAGGGGCAGGAGGGCUUCAGAGGACAAAGAGGUGGGGCUGAGGAGAAAAGAAGGGAAAAGCGUAUUGACAGGGAAUGCAGCACGCAGACUGGCGUCCUGGAGGCUGGAUUCUCUUCUGGCCUUGUUUUGUUUGGCUCACACAGUGUUUUUUAAAAACUGUAACUUAAUGUUUCCACACGGGAGGCACUCCUGCCCCAUGAUCCCCAACAUUCUGAAUUUCCAUCCCCGACCUGCCCAAACACGUUCACGGAGCCAGCCCAGGAUCCCUGCACGAGCCACUGAAAACCCAGGAGAAUCCGUGGAAAAGAGAAUGAACGGUCAAGUUCAGCAUCAGGAAUAAAAGUGCUGGGAGCAAGAUGUAUAAAAAUCAAUAGUACAUUUUCCUCCACAACAGCAGCCAGCUGGAAAGUAUCUUAGAACACAGAUCCUAUGUGAGUAGCAAAGCAGCAAGAUCAUACCCUGCCUUUAUAAAAAUCUGAAAUCUCCAGGCAUUCACUCGAAUCACCUUUAUUUGAGUGUCUGCCCUGCAUUUUAUGUGAAAUUCAAAAUUUAAAAACAUGUGAAUUUUGAAUAGGUAAAAUGAAAAAAAAAUUAGUUAAAAAGAUUUUUUAAUUGUGUUUAUUGAAGACAGUGUUUCCUUUUUUUUUUUAAUGUUUAUUUAUUUUUGAGAGAGAGAGAGAGAAGGAACACAUGGGCAAGGGAAGGGUCAGAGAGAGAGGGAAACACAGAAUCCGUAGCAGGCUCCAGGCUCUGGGCUGUCAGCACAGAGUCUGAUGUGGGACUUGAACCCAUGAACUGUGAGAUCAUGACCUGAGCUGAAUUUGGACGCCCAACCGACUGAGCCACCCAGGUUCCCCCAAAAAGAAUUUUUUUAAGUAAGAAAAAAAAAAGGUGAAAGGCUCCCUCCCACCCUUGUCCCCUGCUGCCUUGUUCCCAUUCACCUCCAAGAGAGAACCACUCAUUUACUAAUUUCUUGUUGAGUCUCUCCACGUUAUUUUAUUUUCACGUACAAGGAAACAUGAAUAUCCUGAAAUAUGACCCUCUUCCCCACUUUUUCUACAAGUGAUAGCUCAGAAUCUUUCUUUUCCCCUUAAGGGACUGUCAUGGCAGUCUUCUUAUACCAGCAUAGAAAAGGCAUCCUCCGACGCCUGGGUGGCUCAUUCGGUGGUCCGACUCUUGAUUUUGGCUCAGGUCAUGAUCCCAGGAUCAUGGGAUGAAGCAGGCUCUGUGCUGCGCAUGGAGCCUGCUUGAGAUUCUCUUUCUCCUUCUCCCUCUGCCCCUCCCCUGCUCACGUGCUCUCUAUCUCAAAAAAAAAAAAAAAAAAGUCAUCCGCAUUCCUUUUUACAGCUGAAUAGUAAAAAUACUGAUUUCAGAUAAAACCACGGGCUCCAGAGUAAAAUUGCCUGGGUCAGAAACCUGCUGUGAUUUUGACCUAAUGAUCUCUGUGCGCCUCAGCUUUCCAUGUGCAAGCGGAAAUAAUGGGUCCCUGUUCAUACCGCUGCAAGAAUUUAGUGAGAUAAUGCUUAUAAAAGUGUUUAGAACAGUUGCCUGGCAUCUUGGUGAGCUUUCUCAGCUGCUUUUCUCAUUCUUAUUAUAACAGCACUAGCAACGAAAGCAGGGUAACGGGAUAAGGAGUGGCGUGGGGGGUAUUCUAGAUAGAGGGGCCCUGCUGAAAAUCACAAAGUUUACUGAGAGAUGUAAAGCAGGCGAAUUAAUGGAGAGGCACACUUUGUUUCUGGGUGGGAAGUAUGGAUUUGUAGAAAUGUCAGCUCUGCCUCGUGUAAUUCGUGUUUCUCCCGUUUGCAACUGACACCCCAGUAAGAGGAUUUAUUUGGGGACUUAGGUUUUUCUCAAACUUAUCUGGAAGAAUAAAUGAGAGUAGCUUUAAAACAUCAGCAAAGAUGGUGAUAAGGAGAAACUUGCCCUGCUAAAUAUCGAAACGCGUUUUAAUGAUUAAAACUGACGUCAUUAAUGGCUUAAGAAUAAAUGGAAGGUGCCUGCGUGGCUCAGUAGGUUGAGCGUCCGACUCCUGGUUUCGGGUCGAGUCAUGAUCUCACGGUUGUGAGAUCGAGCCCUGAGUCAGACUCCGUGCUGGGCAUGGAACCUGCUUGGGAUUCUCUCUCUCCCUUUCUCUUGGUCCCUUCCCCACUUACACUCUUUCUCUCUCAGAAUAAAUAAACACUAAAAAAAAAAAAAAGGAUCAACAGAAUAGAUCACUCAGAAACAUACUUUUAUGUACACAUGAAUUAAUUGUAUGACAGAGGGGACUUUACACAUCAAUACGGAUGGAAAGAUCUUUUGAUAAAUGGGUUUUUUUUUUUUUUAAGUUUAUUUAUUUAUUUUGAGACACAGAGAGAGAAAGAGAGAGAGCAAGCAGGGUCGGGGCAGAGAGAGAGAGGGAGAGAGCGAGAAUCCCAAAUCCCAAGCAGGCACUGAACUGCUAACAGGAAGCUUGAGGAGGGGCUCUCAACCGUGAGAGCAUGACCUGAGCCGAAACCAAGAGUCCUACUGUGAGCGCACAGCCCGCUGCGGAUCCUCUGUCCUCCUCUCUGUCUCUGCUCCUUCCCCACUCGCGCUCUCUCCCUCUCUCUCAAAAAUAAAUAAAACAUUAAAAUAAAUAA